Messenger RNA from Crotalus tigris (Tiger rattlesnake), 2417 nucleotides. RefSeq names its product serine/threonine kinase 38 like (gene STK38L). Gene Ontology annotation, molecular function: protein serine/threonine kinase activity; ATP binding. The record is from RefSeq and is a predicted model, not a curated record. Bases 332 to 1726 code for a protein of 464 amino acids. Gene Ontology annotation, biological process: intracellular signal transduction; peptidyl-serine phosphorylation. The transcript is spliced from 14 exons. NCBI's taxonomy places the organism in Eukaryota, Metazoa, Chordata, Lepidosauria, Squamata, Viperidae.
CUUCUCCUUCCUCUUCCAAGCUCCGGCCCCGCAACCGGCAUCUCCCCGCCGCGGCACUGCCGCAGCUCGCGUGGCUCAGCCUCCGGCGACGGCGGGAAGCCAAUCGGCGGCGGCGGCGGCAGGCCCACCUUCUCAACUCCCCCCCCCCUUUGGGGGCCGAAGCUCCUUCCUCUCGCGAGAGCCGGCUAGUAAACAGCCCGCCGCCGUCGCCGCUGCUGCUUGCGCUCCAUCCUCCCUUCCCGGCGCAGGGCGAGCCAGCGGUGCAGGCGAGGAAAGCGGCCGGCUUGCAGGCGGGGAGCGCAGCCAGCCGGCCAGGCGCGUGGAGGUUACUAUGGCAAUGACUGCAGGGACUGCAACGCCUUUUCCUAUGAGCAACCACACCCGCGAGCGAGUCACGGUGGCCAAGCUCACGCUGGAGAACUUUUAUAGCAACCUCAUCUUGCAGCAUGAAGAACGAGAAACCAGGCAGAAGAAACUAGAAGUAGCUAUGGAGAAAGAAGGCUUAGCAGAUGAAGAGAAAAAGCUCCGAAGAUCCCAGCAUGCCCGCAAAGAAACUGAAUUUCUGAGGCUGAAGAGGACAAGGCUAGGCCUGGAUGACUUUGAAUCUCUGAAAGUGAUUGGGAGAGGCGCUUUUGGUGAGGUUCGCUUGGUUCAGAAAAAAGACACGGGUCAUAUUUACGCCAUGAAGAUAUUGAGAAAAGCUGACAUGCUGGAAAAGGAGCAAGUGGCUCAUAUACGAGCAGAAAGAGACAUCCUGGUUGAAGCGGAUGGUGCCUGGGUCGUAAAGAUGUUCUAUAGUUUUCAGGACAAACACAACCUUUACCUGAUUAUGGAAUUUCUUCCAGGAGGUGAUAUGAUGACUUUGCUCAUGAAGAAGGAUACGCUAUCUGAGGAAGAAACACAGUUUUAUAUCUCUGAAACCGUGCUUGCUAUUGAUGCCAUUCAUCAACUAGGGUUUAUUCACAGAGAUAUUAAACCCGAUAAUCUUCUGCUGGAUGCAAAGGGGCAUGUAAAACUCUCUGAUUUUGGGCUAUGCACAGGUUUAAAGAAAGCUCACCGAACUGAAUUCUACAGAAACCUUACGCAUAAUCCGCCAAGUGACUUCUCCUUUCAGAAUAUGAACUCCAAGAGAAAAGCAGAAACAUGGAAGAAGAACAGGCGGCAGUUGGCCUAUUCUACUGUCGGGACUCCAGAUUACAUUGGGCCGGAGGUUUUCAUGCAAACGGGUUACAACAAACUCUGCGACUGGUGGUCUUUGGGGGUCAUCAUGUACGAAAUGCUAAUAGGAUACCCACCUUUUUGCUCGGAAACACCCCAAGAAACAUAUAGAAAAGUUAUGAACUGGAAAGAGACUUUGGUGUUUCCACCAGAGGUGCCCAUUUCAGAAAAGGCAAAGGAUCUAAUUUUAAGAUUUUGCACUGAUGGUGAGAACAGAAUCGGCAGCAACGGAGUAGAAGAAAUUAAGAGCCACGCAUUUUUUGAAGGGGUGGACUGGGCACACAUCAGAGAAAGGCCAGCGGCGAUCAAUAUAGAAAUCAAAAGUAUAGAUGACACCUCCAAUUUUGACGAAUUCCCCGAAUCGGACAUUUUACAACCAGUGCCAAAUACCACCGAACCAGACUUCAAGUCCAAAGAUUGGGUUUUCCUGAAUUACACCUACAAGAGAUUCGAAGGGCUGACUCAGCGGGGCUCCAUCCCUUCUUACAUGAAGGCCGGGAAAUUGUGAGAUGCGGCGGAGCCAGGAAACGUAAGAACUCAGGUACCCUGUCCACCUCCGCUCGAUCGCCACCCUCUCCGACGCUCCCACAGACCGGCGCCUGCGGACCCGGCCCAGAAAUUAAGGAAUUCUACAGGAUUAGGAUUUCUGAGACUACUACAGACAAUGAGUUGGCAGUGCCAGCUGGCGGCUUCUUUUAAUAGUGAAUAUUUUUGUUAACUUUAUUACGACAGAGGUACUGGAAAUUUAAAAAGAGAGAGAGAGAGAGUGAGAGAGAAAAGAACAAGCGACCGACGUCCUCUUCAUUGUCUGCACUGCCGAAAUGUAUGUUUAAAAUGGUCAAUUCUGCCUCUUAAGGACAUUCGGUUCAUGGUUCAAACUAUGUGCCGUUUGCCCAAGUGUUAAAAAGAUCAUGUCGGUGUAAGAAGCAACCUUGUCCCUUUCUCAACAAGGUAGCUGCGUUUGGGUAUUUACCUGGGCAGGUUUUUAGGGAGGAAAGCACAGGUGGUCCUCGACUUACAACAGUUCCUUUAGAGACCAUCCCAAGUGGCAAAGGCACUGACAAAAAAUGACUGACGACUUAUUUUUCACACUUAUGACCGUCGCAGCAUCCCCGGAGCCACGUGUUCAAAAUUCGGAUUGCUUGGCAACUGGCAUGUACUUAUGACGGUUGCAGUGAUCCCUUUUUGGGUCCUUCUGA